Messenger RNA from Lobosporangium transversale, 689 nucleotides. RefSeq lists its product as hypothetical. The transcript is spliced from 2 exons. Bases 1 to 684 code for a protein of 227 amino acids. NCBI's taxonomy places the organism in Eukaryota, Fungi, Mortierellomycota, Mortierellomycetes, Mortierellales, Mortierellaceae. The record is from RefSeq and is a predicted model, not a curated record.
AUGACCACCACUACCUCCUCCUUAGCAGAUAUGACGAGCUGGCUCAUGGCUCGAGAGCCGGGGUACCUUGUAAUACAAUUGCUCUCACCUUUUGGCAAGCCCAUCGAGGAAUACAGGGAACGCAAGGGAAGGCGUGGUUUUAAAGUCAGGAAAAUUUUGAUGUCACUGCAAGGAAUGGGGAGGCGCCUCAAGUGCAUCAGAAGAUUGCUUGGCUUUAAACUGAAAGAAUUGCAGUCUGUCCGAUAUAGGCGGCUUUCCAAAGUUCCUCAAGACAAGGUACCUUUCCGACUCACGUCUACAGUUAGCGGCGUGGACUACCAUUUGACCGAGAUUAGGAACAUUGUCAAAAGCCAGCAGGAUGUCAGGGCAAUUUGGGGACGCGAGCCCGGCAAGAUAAAAACAUUAGGCAUAGAUCUCGGUCAAGCAUGUGUUGUAGGGACGAGCGCGCUCUUGCCUGUCGCAGAAGGCGACCCCAAUGUCUUUCACAACCUUGCUGUAAAGCAAAAGGUAAUGUACCAGCCAACGCUCAAGUUUCGGCGUUGGCUAGAAGAUAAGCAGAGUGCUGCACCUGCAGGAGCCUACUCCAUCAGUGAUCUGGAAAGCAGACUGCCAUCUCUACGUGGUGAGAAUGCUAGCAUUGAAAGAUAUCUAUCUGAACUAGGAUCAGCUCGAAGAAUUUUAUAACGGAG